Molecule: messenger RNA, 1619 nt
Organism: Sarcophilus harrisii (Tasmanian devil)
Lineage: Eukaryota; Metazoa; Chordata; Mammalia; Dasyuromorphia; Dasyuridae
Gene: CCDC68
Product: coiled-coil domain containing 68
Exons: 11
Coding region: 217-1233 (338 amino acids)
Biological process (GO): intracellular signal transduction
Cellular component (GO): intracellular anatomical structure
Source: RefSeq, a predicted model, not a curated record
CGGCGCCCGGCGGGAAACCCCUCCCCUGGGCAGCUGAGACUGGAAAGCUCCUGGGUAGGGCCGGAGCUGGAGGAAGACAUCAGAGUGUACUUGCUCGGACCCCCCCAACCGGGCCAUUCUCAUCCUCAGCUACUGGGAGUCGGAGGUAGCUCUGCCAAGAGGGAGGGUGAGGCUGCAUGUUUCUGGGUCCCAUCAGAGUAAUAACACUGGUACAAAAUGACAACCCUGACAAUGACCAAGGAUGUACUCCAGGAGGAGACACAGGCAGAGGAAGACAAUCUAGCAUUAUAUGAUUCGACAUCUGCCCACAUUAUUGAGGAAACGGAAUAUGUGAAAAAGAUUCGAACCACACUAGAGAAAAUCCGAUAUCAGAUAUUUAAGGAUGAAGGAGGUUAUAAGAACACAAAUCACAAACUAGAUGGAAAGCUCUACAGUCACAAUGCUGAGGAUGGACCUGUUUCCCAGGUGGAUACCUCUUGCCCCAGUUUUGAUCUGAUUAUGGAGAAAAUGAAAUGCAAAGACCUACAGCUCCUAGAAAUGAACAAAGAAAAUGAAGUACUGAAAAUCAAGUUGGAAGCCUCAAGAGAAGCAGGCGCUGCAACAUUGAGAAAUGUUGCCCAGAAAUUAUUUGAGAGCUAUCAGAAACAGUCUGAAGAACUUAGAAAAAAGCAUGAAGAUGAUAAAAAGUUACUACAGGUGAACAACCUUGAAAAAGAAAAGAAAUUUAAACAACAUGUACAAAGUUUGAAGCAAGUAACAAAAAGACUAGAAGGAAAGCAUAGCCACAUCACAGAGCUGGAAAACCUUGUACAGAGAAUGGAAGAGGAAAAGAAAUUACUGCUAGAAAGAAAAGCAUCUUUGCAAAUCAAGUUGGAGCAGCUCAGAGUGAACUCUAAAAAUGCUAAGAGUUGUAAGGACCUUCAGACAGAGAUUUCCACUCUCCAGAGGCAAAUUUCCUAUUUGCAGUUUGUGAUUCAUUCUCAGCAUCAAAACCUACGCAGUGUGAUCCAGGAGAUGGAAGGAUUAAAAAAUGAUGUACAAGAACAAGAUAAGAGGAUUGAAACUUUGAAAGAAAAGGUGAACACCCUUGAAGCUCAGAAUAAAGACCUAAAGAGCAAGAUUGAAUUUUGGUCAGACAAUUCCAGGAUCAAAGUAUCUAAAGGAGUCUCCACAAGUGAAUUCAUGGCUGAAGACACCUCUCCCUAUCUGAUGCUAAUUAGACUACGGAAAUAAACUGUGAACAUGUAUUGAAUUAUGGGAGCUCCAGACUCUGAAAGACUCCUUAUUAUGAUGGCCUCUGUUUCUGAACUAUUUACUAUUUAAUAUAUUCAAAAAACAUAGUCUAAAUGAGAAUGUUAAUUUGCUGCUGUAUCUGAUCUUCCAAAGGUUACCCAGGGAUAGCUUCUAUAAAGAAAUUUCCUUUGCUUGGUGGGAAGAGAAUGCUCGGAGCAGUCAGACAUGCAUUUGAGGAACAGCACUCCUUCCCCAGUGCUGGGAUUUUACCAUCCUGAACUAAUAGGGAAAUUUGCUUCUUCCCCAUGGAAAAACACUUGAUUCUCUUUUCAAACUUGGUGUACUGGAUGUAAAAUAGAACCUCGUAUAUUAUAAUUUCAAAUUAC